AUGUACCGCAUCACACCUGCGCAAUACGCGAAUCUGAACAGCCUAUUCUUCACUAUCAAUGGAGUUGUCUUCGAGUUCACCGUCAAUGCGCAGAUUUGGCCUCGUCCCUUCAACCUCUCGAUUGGCGGUGAUGAGGACUCCAUUUACCUUAUUGUCGGCGACUCUGGUACCCACUCGGGCUCGGGCCUCGACUUCAUCAACGGCGUGGCGUUCAUCGAGCGCUUCUAUACCUUCUUCGACACCGAGAACAAUCGUGUCGGGGUCGCGAACACGGAAUUUACACGAGCGACAACGAAUUGA
Messenger RNA from Trametes versicolor FP-101664 SS1, 300 nucleotides. RefSeq lists its product as uncharacterized. Lineage: Eukaryota; Fungi; Basidiomycota; Agaricomycetes; Polyporales; Polyporaceae. The coding region runs from base 1 to 300 and encodes 99 amino acids. The transcript is spliced from 3 exons. The record is from RefSeq and is a predicted model, not a curated record.